Molecule: messenger RNA, 642 nt
Organism: Aspergillus melleus
Lineage: Eukaryota; Fungi; Ascomycota; Eurotiomycetes; Eurotiales; Aspergillaceae
Exons: 2
Coding region: 1-642 (213 amino acids)
Source: RefSeq, a predicted model, not a curated record
AUGGGUGCCCCGGAGAAGGACCUCUUCUAUUGUCCCGUCGAAAAGAGACGGAACAAACUGAAUAUCGGGCUCAUGCGACACGCAAAGCCGAAUUUGGACGCGUUCUGGACCGCCGUUGACAGACAUCAGCCUGUGAAGUGCGGGAUGACCAGACGCAAUGCGACUCUUUUUACCCUCUACCGAAUGCCCGGAAAGCUUCAGAGGACGCCGGAGUGGGUCGAGCCUACCAAGAAACCUGGGCCCAAGAAGAAGCAUAAAGCUCGCGGACAGGCAACGGUUCCUGAAACCCCAGUGGAGGAACGGGCACCCACUCCACAGGUCGAUACCCAGCCCACCUUCAAUUUUGAUAAGCGUUCUUUGAAGGUCUUCUCGACCCUUUUCUUUCAACCCUCGCAAACAGCUCAGCCGGGAGAGGUUGCCUGGAAUGACUUUCUGCAUGCUAUGAGUGGCACGGCAUUCUCGGUGCAGAAGCUGUACGGUUCCGUGUGGCAGUUUAGUCCGAGGAACUUGGAUGUCGAGCGCAGUAUCCAGUUCCAUGAACCGCACACGAUAUCGAAGAUUCCUUUCCAGUAUGCCAGACGUGUUGGUAGGCGGUUGAAUCGGACAUAUGGUUGGCAUGGUGGGAUGUUCUAUGCCGCUUAG